This is a messenger RNA of Polypterus senegalus (gray bichir), 10522 nucleotides long. Its product is annotated as histone-lysine N-methyltransferase, H3 lysine-36 specific-like. The record is from RefSeq and is a predicted model, not a curated record. Gene Ontology annotation, cellular component: chromatin; nucleus. The transcript is spliced from 23 exons. NCBI's taxonomy places the organism in Eukaryota, Metazoa, Chordata, Cladistia, Polypteriformes, Polypteridae. Gene Ontology annotation, molecular function: histone H3K36 methyltransferase activity; protein binding. The coding region runs from base 554 to 7228 and encodes 2224 amino acids. Gene Ontology annotation, biological process: regulation of DNA-templated transcription.
CAUUCAUCAUUCACAGAAAACAAGUAUCAUGGGUACUUUAAGUCUUAGAAUGUAAGGAUGCGAAAUCCAUCGUUUUCUAAGUAGGAAGAAAACGGGCAGAUUGAAGUGAAGGCUCAGUGAAGUGAUUGCAAGUCUGAGGGGGAGAGAGAGAGAGCGAGAGAGAGCGCAGGAGUGAGUGAGAGAGAGAGAGCGAGAGAGAGGGAGUGGGGAGACCAUGAGCACAGGACGUAGGCCUAGCCGUGGUGGCGUGGUGCAGAUCCGCUUUCACAAAUUGGAAAAAACGGACGGUAGAGGUCAAAAUUUCAAAAGAUUUGCACCGGUUUUAUCAUAGGUGAAGUGUAAAUGGUAAGAAUUUGAUAGAUCGAUUUAGAUCAGUGGAGGUAUUAUAUUUAUUUUGCGCGGUUCCCGAGUUGGAACAAAUCGUUUUUUUUUUCCUUUGGUGGGCAUGCAUGUGCGCGAGCUCGCGUGUUCGUGUGCACGCGCGUGCGCGGGUUUCUUCUCGCCAGUGUGACAGGGCCGUGUGAAGGAUUUAGUGGGAUGGAACCAUGAAGGCAUGGAUCAGACAUGUGAACUAACAGUCAAUGAUCUGUUGAUUCCCUAUUGUAAUGCCCUGCAGUAUAAGCCUAAUUGUGACACUGCCUCGCUCGAAAGUGGCUAUGGGGCAGCGGGUGGCAUAGGUUCCACCUGUGGGAUGCAGGUAUCCACAAGUACAGUUUUUAAAAACGGAAGUUCACACACAUUUGGUGAGCAGGAUUCUUCAGACUGCUAUAUUCCCCUGCGCAAGUUACAAGAUCUGACAUCCAUGGUUAACCGGACAGAUUUGGGAUUCAGAGAGAGAGAGCAGCAAGAACUCAAUGAUUUGCACAUUCAGGACUCAAUGGGGACAGACUUCAUGUCAGAUUCCCAAAUUCUGUCAAUGUCCCCCAAGAAUAGUGACAUUGUUUCCACAAGGCAAGUGGUGGAAAUGGCCUGGCCCUCUCUUGCUCUCACUAAUCAUAGUAAAGAAUGUGUAAAUAUAACUUCGAAUGGCUGUUUGCACUUAGAACCAACUGCAUCUGUGAAUCAAGCACAGAGUAGUGAUGGUAAAAAGGAAGAAAAUAAAGGAGAUCAUAUAGAAGAAUUUAUGUCAGACUCUGAUAAAUGUGAAAGGAUAGCUAAACAAGAUUUUGAUUUACUACCGGAUAUGUUUGAUAAACCCAGUUCUCAACAGAAAUCCAAUUAUGAAACUUCUAUAGAUGUCAGCUGUUUGUCAGAAACUAGUUUGCCUAAUAAUAAUGUUGAUGUUUCAGUGUCAGAGACAUUGGAUUCUGCUUUGGAAAGUUUGGAUAUGGUUGCAGAAGGUUCAGAGUGUGAUUUGGGAUUAUUGCAAAGCCUUACUUCUGGGACAAGGAAAGGAGGAAAUGAGAAAGCAGAGACUCAUAACAGGUCUGACUCUCCAAGUUCAAGAAAGUCAAGCACUCACGUUAAACCUGAACAAAGCAGAACUCAGUUGCGUGAGAAAUCUGCAGAUGCAUCUCAAUCAAGUUCUACAUACAGUCCAAAGAAGAAAUGUAUUCCAGUGAAGUAUGAAGUUGGUGAUUUGGUCUGGGCAAAGUUCAACCGUAGGCCUUGGUGGCCAUGUAAGAUCUGUUUUGAUCCACUCUUCAAUACCCACUCAAGGAUGAAAGAACCCAGUCGAAGACCCUGCCGUCAGUACUAUAUUCAGACCUUUGGAGAGAUGCUGGAUCAGGCAUGGGUGGCAGGGAAGGCAAUUUUCCCUUUCAAAGGACGUCACCAAUUUGAUGAACUUCCUGUGUUGCGCAGGCGGGGAAAGCAAAAAGAUAAAAACUACAAAUAUAAGAUUCCUUCACGGUUCAUGGAGGUUUGGAAAUCUGGUCUAGUGGAAGCUGAAGCUGCCCUUCCGGAACCUACGAUAAACACCAUUGCCAAAAAUGGCACAUUAGAAAACAUCAAAAAGGAAGAACCUGUUGAAGAUAUUAAAAUAUCUGUGGUAUCUACAGCCUUACCUUCAAUAUGUAAUUUGUCUAAUGGUAAAAUAGAGUCUUCAAAGAAGCGGAAGGAAAAGCAGCUAGCUGCUGUUGAAAUGCAGGUUGCUAACAGCACUAAUCACUCACUAAAACAUUUGUGUAGCUCUAAAAGAGCAAAGUCCUCAAGAAAGGAAGAAUACACUAUCAGGAAGAAAACAUCUAGGUCAUCAUGUCAAAGAAAACAUCUUUCUCAUUCAUUAAAUUCAUCCACGUCUCAUAUUGACUCCAUACCAAGGAGUCUUUGUUCAAAAGUUCCUAAACGUACUCCUGAGCACAAGGAAUUAAAAUCUGGUAAACAAAGUGAAAAUAAUUGUCAUUUUCCACAAGUAAACCAUAAACAAUUAAAUAAAAGCAUAAUAAAAGAUGUUUUUACUGAAGACAAUAGUACAGAUUCUGAGUCUGAGAACAGCUUACUUGAUAGCCAUUUUUUGCAUGCCACAGAAAAAGAUGAUAAUAUUGACUUAAAUGGGAAGAACAGGCACAAGGUGUCCAAGUGUCUAACAGCCAGUAAGCGCUUAAUGAAAAGAGCUUUGAAAGUUAUAAAACAUACAGCAAAAGAAGAUCAUAUUUAUGUUAACAGGAUUAUACAGAAAGUAUUAUCCAAUGGUGACCUUGAUAAAGACCCUGACAGUUGUAAAGUAGAAAGUGUAUGUGUAAAUAACAGUUGUAAAAAAAAGAUUAAACAAUCAGAGAUGCCAUAUUCUAAUUUAAUGGAGUCAAAUCUGACUGUUGAUUCACAGUGUGCUUUAUCAGAUAUUGAGUGCCCAAGUUUAUCUUUGAAAUUACCCAGGCCGAAGUCUGAAAAGAAGAGUGUUGAUUUUCCAAAGAAUACCGAAGAAGAAGAACAUAGUUUGAAGCCCCCAGAUUCUCUUAAUACUUCUGAAGAAACUUGUCUGACAGAAGAAAAUGUGGAUAAGAUUUUUGAAAAAGAAGAUGAAUCAAAGAGAUCUCCUGUAUCUGCCACUGUUUCUUCCUCCUCUACCAAUGCAGCAGUAUUUGAUAGUACUGUUGUGAAACAAGCUCUUGCAGAUGUAAAGGAGAUAUCUUUACGAUCUGUGAUCAGUGAAGAUGGUGGGCCUGCCAGACAUGCUACUUUACGUCCAGACUCCAACUAUAAGUUUAGUACCUUGUUGAUGCUGUUGAAGGACAUGCAUGACAGUCGUGUUCGAGAUGAAUCCAACAUGGUUGUAGGACAGGCUGCCCAGAGCUCCACUUUUGUUUCUUGCAACAAUUCGUUGUCUAUUGAGAAAUCUAAAUCCUCAUCUGGUAGUUGUUGGUCUUUGAUUUCAGACAAUGAAAACAAAUCUUCAGAACCACCUAAAACAAUUAGUGGAAGUGAUAGCACUCUAGACAAAGAGGCACGGUCAGACAACAAAAUGCGAAACCGACAGAGUAACCAAAACAUGCAAAAUCCAAAUUUUUCCUGUACACAAAAAAAUAGCUAUUUGUCAAAAAAUAAGCAGUCAAAAUCUAAAACUUCAAAAUCAGUCACUGAAAAAGGAAACUCCUCUGGUGAUUCCAGAUAUUAUAAGGCUAUGUGCAAAAGUCGGAAGGUCCAUGUUGAUUUGCAUAGGCGCUCCAGAAAAAAACGUCUCCUUAUGGCCAAAAAGCGUAAUCGUACUGUGCCUUUGGAAUUGGCAGAACAUGCUUAUGGAAAAGACUGCAGUUAUGCCCAUAGUGAUGUUAGACAGUCAAAACUUGGUGUUCGAUUCCACAGAGAAACUUCUUCAGUCUUUGCACUAACCAGUGAGGACAAGAGCUCAGUGGAUUUGAACUGUGUUGCCCCCAAAAAACGGUGGCAAAAAUUUGAGAGCUCUGAGAAACAUUCUGAAAGCUAUAUUGUAUGUGAAUCUAAUACAGAGGCAAUUGGGUACACCAAUAUGGAUGAGCUUCCUGAUUUGCAGAAAAUUGAGGAAUUGAAAGAUGGAUGUGACAUUGUGCCUUCAGGACUUCGCACAAGCUGUAAUAGUGAACAGGCUGUUUGUCUGGACAACCACAAGGCUUCAGAACCAAAGAACGAUGGUACCAUUAUGUCAAAUACUCUGACAAACAAAGACCAGCAUAUUCUUAAGGACAAGGAUGUCUCAUUACCAGUACACUCAGAAAGCAAACGCCUUCGGAAGCCAAGCAAAAGACUGUUAGAAUGGACUGAGGAAUAUGAUCAGCUCUUUGCAUCAAAAAAAAAGCAAAAAAAGGGAUCAGAAAAGUGUAGUAAGGUCACGGUUGAAAGACAGAGCAAGACUGCAGAUCAACAAGACGGAAUUAGAUGCACUCUGUCACUCAAAACAGAACUUGCAAAAAACUGCACGCAGUCAGCCCAUAAGAAUGUACUUUCUGCAAAUCAAGAAAUUUCAUCUGUGGAUAAGCUUGCCUGUUCUUCUGGUACUAUCUCCAGUUCCCCUGAAACGUCUCCACCUGUAAAAUCAACCUCACCUCAAUUGUUGGAGACAAAAUUAUGUAAAACAGAGCCACUUGCCUCUAAUGAAAGUCCUGUCUGUUCUGAAACCUUUAGCCAGUCUCCUGAAACAGUAUGCCAAAAUGGAAAAAGACUGCGGAAACCUACUAAAAAGAUUUUGGAGUCAACUAUUGAUGUGGAUCCUAUUCUAAUUCCAAAGAAAAAGAUAAAGGGAGAAAUUCAUAAUAAUCAAAAGGUUUUCAAGAAAGAAGUGCCUGAAUUAAGUUCCCAACCUCCAGCUGGAGUUCAACAGUCUGAUCGAAAAAAGAAGCAAUUACGGAAGAUUUCCUCAAGUUUAUGUCAAAAGAAGAGUAAAACAUGCUCUUCUUUAGUAGAUGACAUUCCGAAGCAAGAUUUAAAAGAAGCGCCUGAGGAAAUCACUGCAGUGCAGAACUCUGUCUCAAGUCAGGAGGUUAACCCACCAGUAGUGAAAGAAGAAGUUUGCCCAAGUGAAAUAAGCGUAGGUCUUUCCACUAACAAAAAACUUCCAGGAGAGAAAGGUGGUGCAGCCUCGAUGAAGGAGAAUGUUUGUCAGAUUUGUGAGAAGCCAGGAGAGCUACUACUGUGUGAAGGUCAGUGUUGUGGAGCUUUUCAUCUGCAAUGCAUUGGCAUGUCAGAGAUGCCCCAGGGACGUUUUGUCUGCAGUGAAUGUACCACAGGUAUCCAUACUUGCUUUGUGUGCAAGAUUCCUGGUUCAGAUGUGAAGCGCUGCUUGAUCCCUGUGUGUGGUAAAUUCUACCAUGACCAGUGUAUCACCAAGUACGCACCUACAUUGCCUCAGAACCGUGGGUUUCGAUGUUCAUUGCAUAUCUGUCUGUCCUGUUAUAUCUCAAAUCCAGCAAGUCCCUCCAUUUCUAAAGGUCGGCUGACACGAUGUGUGCGCUGCCCUGUGGCAUACCAUGCCACUGAUACCUGUAUGGCUGCAGGAAGUGUAACCUUGGCUAAUAACAGUUUCCUGUGUCCCAACCAUUUUACUCCACGAAAGGGCUGCCGCAAUCAUGAGCAUGUAAAUGUCAGCUGGUGUUUUGUCUGUUCAGAAGGGGGCAGUUUACUUUGCUGUGAGUCAUGCCCAGCUGCCUUUCACCGUGAGUGUCUAAACAUUGAAAUGCCCGAAGGGAGUUGGUUCUGCAAUGACUGCCGUGCUGGGAAAAAACCCCACUAUAAGGAGGUGGUGUGGGUCAAAGUGGGUCGAUACAGAUGGUGGCCUGCUGAAGUGAGUCACCCAAAAAAUAUUCCUGUUAAUAUUCAAAGAAUGAAGCAUGAUAUUGGUGAAUUCCCAGUUCACUUUUUUGGAUCUAAUGACUACCUGUGGACUUAUCAGGCACGUGUCUUUCCCUAUAUGGAGGGAGAUGCAAGCAGUAAGGAUAAGAUGGGUAAAGGGGUAGAUCCAGUUUACAAGAAAGCUUUGCAGGAGGCAGCACUAAGGUUCAAGGAACUACAGACCGAAAAGGAAAUGAAGCAGCUGCAGGAAGACAAAAGGAAUGACAAGAAACCCCCUCCAUAUAGACAUAUUAAAGUUAACAAAGUUGUGGGAAAGGUACAGAUUUUCACGGCGGACUUGUCUGAAAUUCCUCGGUGCAACUGUAAAGUAACCGAUGAAGCCCCUUGUGGACAGGAUUCAGAGUGCAUUAACCGAAUGCUUCUGUAUGAGUGCCACCCUCAGGUGUGCCCAGCUGGAGAGAGAUGCCAAAACCAGUGUUUUACCAAGCGUCAGUAUCCUGAAGUAGAGAUCUUUCGAACUGUGGCGAGGGGAUGGGGCUUGCGCUGCAAGACUGAUAUUAAGAAGGGUGAGUUUGUAAAUGAAUAUGUUGGAGAGAUGAUUGAUGAGGAGGAAUGCAGAGCUCGAAUAAAACAUGCGCAAGAACAUGACAUUUCAAAUUUCUAUAUGCUCACCCUGGACAAGGAUCGAAUUAUUGAUGCAGGGCCAAAGGGCAAUCAUUCAAGAUUCAUGAACCACAGCUGCCAGCCAAACUGUGAAACUCAGAAGUGGACAGUGAAUGGAGACACAAGGGUCGGCCUGUUUGCACUGGUGGACAUUGCAGCUGGUACUGAACUUACUUUCAACUAUAACUUGGAGUGUUUGGGAAAUGGUAAGACAGUGUGCAAGUGUGGAUCUCCAAACUGCAGUGGAUUUCUAGGAGUCAGACCAAAGAAUCAACCAAGCUCAUCUGAAGACAAGGGACGAAAACUGAAAAAGAAAACAAAUAUUAAGCGCCGGUCAAAAUCUGAAGUUACCAAGGAGCGAGAGGAUGAGUGUUUUAGCUGUGGCGAUGGUGGGCAGAUUGUUUCUUGCAAAAAGCCAGGAUGCCCAAAAGUUUACCAUGCAGACUGUUUGAACCUUACCAAGCGACCUGCAGGUCGAUGGGAAUGUCCAUGGCACCAAUGUGACGUAUGUGGAAAGGAAGCUGCCUCAUUCUGUGAGAUGUGUCCUAACUCUUUCUGCAAGGAGCAUCGUGAAGGAAUGCUCUUUAUUUCAAAGCUAGAUGGACGCCUCUCUUGCUGUGAACAUGACCCAUGUGGUCCAGAUCCACUGGAACCAGGGGAAAUCAGGGAAUAUGUCCCUGGCAGCGGUGCAGCUUCUAAGGGUUCAGAAAAAAAGACUGCAGGAUCAGUAACUACCAGCAUUUCCACUACUUGCACCAAAUCCACUGUUGACUCUUCCACCAAUGUUACCAUCAAAACAAUGCCAGCGAAAGAGGAACAUAAACAACCUGAGGAAGAGAGGAAUGUGGAAAAGAUUCCUUAAUCUUAACAUCUCUCUAGCAGAGAGUCUAGGCUUACGUUUUUCACCUGAGAUGGCUCAUCUUUGUCUCUUUCACUGGUAGACUGCAGAAUGUAGAAGUAGGUGUUCUGCAAAUUAAAAAAUUCUACUUUUAUUUUGCAGCUAAAAAUGAGCAUAACAAGUCUCUUAGGAUGCCUGGCUUACCCACACAAAACCCUCCUACUUCCUCAUUUAUUUCUGAAAUUUUUAUGUUCCCUGAAAAUAUUUUUCUGCCAAUUAUGUUAAUUGGAAAAGGAAUGGACAGCUGUCAAUAAUUUAAAAAAGGGGUCUUAUACAGAAGACUGUUCAAAGCAAAGUGUUGCUUAAUUUGGCAGUGGAAAAAGAAGAGUUAAAUGAACAGAAAUAUGUUGUUACAUUCUCGAGUGUAGGCAGAAAUAUUUCUCUGUGGCUGUAACAAAACAUCACGUUUACAGCAUAGAAACCCUGACCUUCUGCUGCAGAGGUUGUGAAGGUUUGUCGUCUAGAACCGCUGCCAUUUUGAGAAACAGAAAUUUAAAUUAUAAAAUAGCAGCUGCCAUCUAGGGGUGGAUUGCAUAUUACAGAUUUUAUUUCUUGUGGCACUUCAGAGUACAAAUAAUGAAAAAUAUUUAAUCCAUAAUCCUGUUUGUAAUCUUGUGUUGUCCUCAGUACUUGACCGCUUUCAUGAAUCCUGACAAUAAUUCUGAGGUUCCUUACUACUGCAGUAUACCAACAGGUUAAAAAGUGAGUCUAUUUACAGUUUAACCAUAAUAAACAAAAACGGAAACAUAGCUUAACUGGUCCCUUCCUUCCUUUCCACACACUUUAGCGAGAUAGAAGCAACUUGUUUCUGCUCAGCAUGGUGCUCCGCAUUUCUGGGUGCCUCCUACAAACUGCGUCAAGGAACGGAUUCUCUCUUGUCUCUUUCUGUGUCCUCUUCCCUCACUCUCCUCGCUCCUUUUGGUCUAAUUUCUCGUUGGACCAGUCGCACAAUAAAACCAACAAUGGCUCAGGUUUCUUUUAUGAAGCAGUGGAUGGUUGGCUUUGGUACUGACCAGAUCUCGAAUCCAGUUCCUGGGCCUCACAUUAAAAGUUUAGUUGCUGCAGUAAAAAAUGCAUUCUUUUUUUCUAAACAUCAUGUUCAGUCAGCGGUGGACUUUUGAUGUUUUGAAAUCUGAACUGGUUGUUGAAACUCCACUAGUAACUUUUCUCUUUGUUGUUUUGUUCUCGAUGCACUUAGAAUCUGCACUGGCUGGAGUAGGGAAUAUAAAGCAGUGUUCUCAGUGGACCUUCUUCUUAGGAUAUUAUCCAUUUUUUUUCAGUGCCUUGCUUUGCACCUCUGUGACUAGCGUUCAUCCUGUAAGUCUCAUGUCAGCUGUUAGUUACUGUAAGUGUUGUAAGUGCUCACUUGCACUCGAUUUUCUUUAACACAUGGUUCAUUUGGACAAACCUUUGGAGAAACUUCUGCCAUCUUAAUGAAGGCACAAAUUAAAGAUGCCCAGCAUCAACCUGGGCACUCUUUGCCAAUACCUGGUGUGUGACAUGAGAGACACAGCUCCAUUGUUCUUCGUUCACGUAUUCUUUAAGCACUACAACCUAGCAAUAUGCAUUUUCUGCACUGUUGCAACUUUAGAAAGCACUACUUCUGUAAACAAUUGCACCUUGAGGGAGUGAGCGUAAGGAAUUGUUUUAAUGAUUUGUGUGAAAAGAGUUUGUACAGUCUGGUUGAAUUUCACAUCACUCCCACAUCAUUUUUUACUGAAAGGCACACUUCUGCUUUGUGUUACCUUGUAAUGCUUAACUGUGGUAGGUGAUGCUUUGUUUGUAGACGCCACUUUGAGUUUCAAGUUACCAGCUGUUGUGUACAUUGCCUUUUAUUAUCUUAGUACCUGUGAGUUGUGUUCCAGGCACUUGAUUCAAUGAGCUCUAUUUGUCUCUUUAAUAUCCGUGUCAAGACCACUUUUUUCCCUGGCAUCCUGUGUAAUGUUGCAAAUACAGUGUGCGUGUUGUACAGGAGCAGCUGGUUUGUUGCCUAUCACAAAAGUGAUGUUCUGAGUGUUUUAUUAAAAGAGACAUGACUGUGGUAGUUUAUUCUGUUAGUGCUUAUUUAGCGUGAAUGCAAAAGACAGAUCUACGUAAAUUAAUUCAUCUAUAGGUUCUUGUUACAAAAAAAAACAAAACCUAUAGCCACUGUGCCGCUCCUCAUAUUGUCAAAGGUGCCACUGCUAUUAUCAGUCACACUUGAGAAUCAAACGAUGAGGAUCGGGCAGACACCAUAUGUCACCCAAGAUUUGCUGGUGAUCAGCGCAAAGGCAUAAACGAUAGAGAAAAACAUAACAAAAACGCUGCGCAGUCGUUGGCUUCCAGUCCCACUCCUGCCAGCUAGCUCCAUAUCAGGAAGUACAGUAUACUGUGAUGGUGACUUCAACUAAACUGCAAGAAGCUUCUGUACAGGUUAGUAACCUGGUUAUACUUGAAUUACAUUUGAUUUUAGAAAGAUGUUACAGUUUUUUCAAAUACUAACUUCAACACUUAACAUAAUUUGCUGGGCUAAACAGAAAAUUAUACCGAGUACUUGAAAUUGUUUUUUGUUUUUUUCCCUUCAAAUUUUACUGUACUUGAGAAAAGUGAGGUGAAGUGACUACUGACGUCCAUGGAAUUUCAGCCUGCAUGGUCACUUGUUGAAUAUGUGUGUGUCAAUCAGUAUAAAUUUGUAUUCUCAGCAUCUGACUUGUGAGGCCUGCUCCACCACGACGGGAGAGUCGUGUACUUUAGGGUCCAAACAACCCCAAUCACCCCUAACCACAACCACCACAACGUUACAGCAUGUAAAAUGGAAUCGAAUUACACUCCGUCUGUUGACAAAAGGAUUGUGCCUUUGACAACUGAGCAACAGCAUUCAAGAGGGGCCAAUUAUUGCGCUCUAAAUGAACGGCUUAUUUAUUUAUUUUUGUUUUGAUUUUAUCUCUGUGGCAUUAUGCAUGAGGUGGGCUGAUUUCAGUAUAAAAAACUCUUGUCACAUAUGUGAGUAGAACUGUUGAACUUAACUCUGUGUUAUCAGUGUUGGGUAGUUGUAAUGUACUUUAUGAUAUACAGUAUACCCAAAUCAUUCUUAAAUCAUUACCACAGACUGACAAGUGGCACUGCUUGGAUCAUAACAUCUGCUGUAAAUAUAGGUGAGACAAAGCGGAAUAUGGGUUUGCAUUUUUUUUUAAUGCAAUUCAUGAGUGAGGUAUAAGAUGGCCAUAUUUCAAUGGAAUAGAUCUCAUUAUGCAAUAAAAGGAAUUUUAUAUCUAAACU